CGCCAGGACUUCAGCUCUGCCUUCAACAUUAUCAUCCCGAAUCUGCUACAGGAGAAGCUCUCCCAGCUGAGUGUGCCUGACUCCACCUGCAGGUGGAUCACAGACUUCCUGUCUGACAGGAGGCAAUGCGUGAGGCUGGCUACACCCCCAGUCACCAGUCCGUCAAACUCCUGAAGUUCGCGGAUGACACCACCCUCAUUGGGCUCAUCUCUGAUGGGGACGAGUCCGCCUACAGGGGGGAUAUGGACCACCUGGUGACCUGGUGUGACCAGAACAACCUGGAGCUCAACGCGCUGAAAACAGUGGAGAUGAGGAACCCAGCCCCACCCACCACCAUCACCCUGAGAGACGCCCCAGUCAUCACUGCGGAUUCCUUCCGCUUCCUGGGCACCAUCAUCUCCCAGGACCUCAAAUGGGAGCUGAACAUCAGCUCCAUAACCAAAAGAGGGCAACAGAGGAUGUUCUUCCUGCGGCAGCUGAAGAAAUUCAACCUUCCAAAGUCAUUGAUGGUGCACUUCUACACCUGCAUCAUCGAGUCCAUCCUCACCUCCUCCAUCACCAUCUGGUUCGCUGCUGCCACCGCAAACGACAAAAGGAGGCUGCAGCGUAUCAUCCGUUCUGCUGAGAAGGUAAUCGGCUGCAAUCUGCCAUCUAUACAGGACCUGUUUGCCUCUAGGUCCCUGAGGCGUGCAGGCAAGAUUGUGGCUGAUCCUUCCCACCCGGGUCACGAACUCUUUGAGGUUCUUCCCUCGGGCAGGAGGCUGUGUUCAAUCAGGACCAGAACCUCCCGCCACAAGACCAGCUUCUUCCCAGCUGCCGUCGGCCUCAUCAACAAGGCCCGGGACCCCCACCUGACUCAGACUUUUAUUCCACCCCCACACCUCAAGGAUGUGUUAAAUUAAUAAAUUAACACAUUAUCUCAUAUUAUAUUAUACUGUAUUACAUUGCAUAUUGCAAUCGAACACUGUUUACUGUUUUGCAUUUUGCAUUUCACUUUUUACUUCACUUUCUAUAUCUUUUAUCUUUCAUAUAUUUUUAUUCAGAAAUGUUUAUGUCAAAAUAAAUUCUACUUUGUAUAAACAUUGGAAAAAAGUGAGUAAAUAAGAAGUAAACAGUGAGUAAAUAUAUACUGGUUUUCAAUGUUUUUUUAUUGCUUUUCCUAUGUAUGUUGUAUGUAUUGCGUUUUAUGUUUCUAUGUUCAUUGUAUGCACCAAUAACCAGAGCAAAUUCCUUGUAGGUGUAAACCUACUUGGCAAUAAAAAACUUAUGAUUCUGA
This is a messenger RNA of Platichthys flesus (European flounder), 1276 nucleotides long. RefSeq lists its product as uncharacterized. Lineage: Eukaryota; Metazoa; Chordata; Actinopteri; Pleuronectiformes; Pleuronectidae. The transcript has 2 exons. The record is from RefSeq and is a predicted model, not a curated record. The coding region runs from base 126 to 902 and encodes 258 amino acids. Gene Ontology annotation, molecular function: 2-oxoglutarate-dependent dioxygenase activity; methyltransferase activity.